Molecule: messenger RNA, 2022 nt
Organism: Exophiala viscosa
Lineage: Eukaryota; Fungi; Ascomycota; Eurotiomycetes; Chaetothyriales; Herpotrichiellaceae
Product: UV radiation resistance protein and autophagy-related subunit 14-domain-containing protein
Exons: 2
Coding region: 233-1804 (523 amino acids)
Biological process (GO): SNARE complex assembly
Cellular component (GO): lytic vacuole; endosome
Molecular function (GO): SNARE binding
Source: RefSeq, a predicted model, not a curated record
AGACAAGCAAUGACAACGACGUCUCCAUGAUUGUGCUUUGGUGCACAGUUUCCGCGAUUGGUACAAGGUCUAACAACAUGACAGCAGAUCUAAGUCCAGCCCGCACUCGCUGGAUGAGGAUGUCCACGAGACAGUCUCAGAACACGAGGUCGAACGUCCCCUAGAUAUUGACAACCCCAGAACCCUUGACGAAGACUACAUUCGUAUCGCUUUACACGGUCAACCACGCAAGAUGGACUACGGUGUUUGUUGCGGUGUGUGUACCAAAUCCCUCACUCAAGAGGAUGGUCCACACUGCCCUUCAUGCGUGCGCAACAUGCUCUACGGUGUGAGACUGGAACUGGCAAGAGUGUUGAUGGAGAAAGAAGAACUGGGAAAGCAAGUUGAAGCCAUUACUGCAGAAGAAGAACCAGCCGAGGCACUCAACGAUGAACUUCAGAUCCUGCGCACUGCAUAUCACAGCCAGGUGGACAUUAGUGAACUCCAACAGAUCAUCGAUGAAACCGCAGAGAUCGAACGUCAAACUACAAUUGUCAAGAAGGAAGUGGAGUUGAAGAAAGCAAAAGUGAAGGAGAUGCGAGAAAACCUCGAUGCAAGAAAAGCCAAUCUCCUUGCAGCGAAACGAGCUGAAAAGAAGGGCCAACAACAGAAGUUGGAACAGCUGAAGGAAGCCACUGCCAAACUCAAAGCCGAUCACGAUGCUAUCCAUACCAAGGUCAUCGACGCCAAAGCGACUCUUUGUCGUGAGGCUGCUUCGUUGUUGCGCCUGCAACACAGCAAGAAGAAGACCAAGGAGGGCACGGUUAAGGAUCGUUACUUCGUUGCAGGUCUUCCUCUACCAGAUCUCAAGGACAUCAACAACAUGCGAUGCACCGAUCUUACUGCAGCCCUCGACAGCACUGCUCGUCUUGUCGUUCUAUGCGCUUUCUAUCUUGGAGUCAGAUUACCGGCCGAGAUCACUCUCCCGCAUCGCGAUUAUCCACUUCCGACGAUCAAUGCUCCUCUUACCUCUUACUUUGGAACACGUACUGCAUUUCCUGGCUCCGGAUCAAGUCUUUCAGCCCCAAGCAGCCCGAGUGCGUCUCGCGUCGAGCUCAGCUCAUUUCCUCGUCCACGUCCAUUGUACUUCGGCUCUUUCGACCACAAUGAGGUCGUCGCUCAAUUCGCCAAGAAAGAGUCACUCGCAUUCAGUUUCUUCUUGGAAGGCAUCUCUCUUCUUGCUUGGGAUAUUGCCUGGCUUUCUCGCACUCAAGGCUUCGUUCAAGGCACAGAAACAUGGGAAGAUGUCUGCGAUAUUGGUCGAAACUUGUAUCAGUUGAUCCUCGCCCCACCACAGUCAGCUGCUACGUUCCGCAUCCUCACUGAACGAGAUCUGCAAAUCCGCCAACACCGUUCCCAGAGCACCUCGACUCCUGCUACUGAUAGCAACAUGCUCGUCGGUCGACUCGGUACCGGAUCUCACACCUCGGCACAUACCUUCCUCGGCGCUGCCUCAUCUGCUGGAGACAACCCAGUUCGCUACUGGCGUUUGAACAAGCAUACCAUGGUCGGCGACCCAUUGAAGAAGCAUCUCCUCGGCGAGAUGAACAAUGCCGAGUGGGAACUCUUGGACGAGGGUGAGUGGGAUGAUGGUGGAGAGAAAAUGGACGACGCCGUCCUGAUCAAGACUCGUGCAAUGGAUGGAAAGGAUUACGACGACUCAAGAAGUAUUAUGACCGCCAACAAGGUGGCUGGUGGUGAGGAGGAUGUCAAGGCCAAGGGCACGAGCGGUUGGACCAAGGUUAAGAGCCGAGACAAGCCGUAAACAGGGCGUGUAUUAUGAUCAUGAAACGAUGACAUAGGAGGCAUAGUUGGAGUUUGGGAGCAUGCCUGGCCCAACGCGAGGCUGGAACGCGGCUUUCGGCGGCCUGUUUUUUAGUGUUUUUAGAUACCCCAGAGUCUGUGCUUUACGAGGCUGGCGCACGUCCGUGCCAAUGGCACUUGUUAUCAAGGACACCCUUCAAGUCUUCAAGUCUCCGAUUU